CCACCGCCCGCCAUCGCACACACACACACACACACACAAACUCCCAAGACACCUCUCCUUCCUCACACUCUCACAUAACCCACGGAGUCCACUCUUCCUCACGACCACCACUUUUUAGUCUCUUUCCCCGAACCCACCGCCUUCCCUUCCCUAACCCGUCUUUCUUAGGUUGAGUCAGCCACAGGCCCCCUGCUCUACACCGCACCUCUCUUUCUUCAUUCUCUCCUUCCUGGACAAUAUCCCGUGGGGGUCGCGCUAAGCAUUUCACCUGCCUCCUUCCUCGCCUCCGAAUACCCUGGGGACGAAAUACCACCGACCCGGCGCAUACAAUCCACAACGAGAACCCCGACGCAGUCCAACGACGGACACACCCACGUCGCUCCCAACCGUCGCAACCAUCAUACUCAAGAGCGUGUGAACCACAGGUUAUAACACAUACACACAUACAGUCACGAACCCUCGAAACCGCGCCCAAUAUGGAGGACCAGCUGGUUUCGCUGCUGGCCAACACCCAGAGCUCCGAUCAGGGUCCCCGCCAACAGGCCGAGAUCGAGCUCAAGCACGCUCGCGCGAACCCGGCCUUCCCUACCUCGCUGGCCAACAUUGCCAACCACAACUCCAUCGACGUGGCAAUCCGCCAGGCCGCCCUCAGCACUCUGCGCCUCUUUAUCGAGAAGAACUGGAACCCAGAGGACAGGGACUUUGCUGAGCCCCCCGUCGACAUCUCUGAUGCGUCACGCGAGCAGCUGCGGAAUACUCUGCUCGAGAUUGCCCUCAGCGAUGAGGACAAGAGGCCUGUCAAGGUUGCUGCUAGCUAUGCUAUCGGCAAGAUUGCGUCCGCCGACUUCCCCGAGCGAUGGCCCAGCCUACUGCCCACCGUCCUGGGCGUCAUUCCCACAAGCACCGACGUUCAACUUCACGGCGCCCUGCGAGUCCUGGGCGACAUUAUUGAUGAGAGCUUGAGUGAGGACCAAUUCUUCACCAUGGCGCGGGAUAUUGUCAAGGCUGUCACCGAAGUCGCCCUCAACGAGAACCGGAAACCCAACCUGCGCGCCCUCGCCAUCUCCGUCUUCCGAUCGUGUUUCGACCUCAUGGAUAUCGUCAAGGAGGACCAUAUGAAGGAAGUCAGGGGCUUUGCCGAGGAGGCGCUCAAGGACUGGUACCCCUUUUUCGCCCAGGUGCUCAAGUCCCGCCUCCCCGAAGCCGCUGGCGAGCUCACCAGCAACGGCCAGCCCCCGAGCUGGAACCACAUUAUUGCACUCAAGCUGCAGGUGGUCAAGACUCUAUUGAAGGUCAAGUCUGUCUUCCCGCACCUGCUCCUGCCGCACAGCACGAGCCUGUUUACUGCCGUCUGGGAGGAGCUCUCCCUCUUGCAGAAGCCCCAUGAGGACCUCUACAUAGGACACGAGGCCCAGGGCCGUCUCGAGGACUCGGACAGCCUGCCGUACACUCUGGACUUUUUGAUUCUCGAGGAGCUCGACUUCCUCAACCAGUGCUUCCGCGCGCCGCCCGUCCAGGCCGAGCUUGAGGCCCAGCUGUCUGCCCACGCUUCGGCAGGGGAGACCCCCUGGAUGGUCGACGUCAUGAAGAUGGUUGUCGGAUACUCUCGCAUCAGCCGCGAGGAGGAGGAGCUAUGGGAUAUUGACUGCUCUCUGUACCUUGCCGAGGAGACCAGCGUUACGGCAAACUACACUGCGCGCACGGCAUCCGGCGACUUGCUCAUCAAGCUUGGCGAGUGGUAUAGCGAAAAGGCAGUCGAGGGCCUGUUUGGCUACACCAAGACUCUUUUCCCCGGCGAUGGGUCCACGUGGAGAAGCCAGGAGGCGUCACUUUACCUUUUCAACAUGCUCCUGAGCGACUUCCAGGAUAUGGAGAAGCCCAUCCCCGAGGCGUUGUCUGAGGCCUACCUGGGCCUGGUCGAUUACGCUGUCAACCAAAACGAGCAGCCCCUCCUGAGAGCCCGAGGCUACCUCGUUGGAGGCACCCUUGCCCGUGGUUUCCAGACUCCUCCUGCUCUCUUCGACCGCAUCAUCCAAUGCAUCACCUCCGAAGAGUCCGAAGUUGUUCAGGUCGCCUGCAUCAAGGCCGUCGAGGGCUUCAUCCGCUCCGGCAGGGUCGCGGCUGACCGCCAAGUUCCCAUCAUCAACGCCAUUGCGCAGUACAUGCAGAACAAGGACCCUGAGGAGAUGGAGGAUGCCGACGAGCUCCUCGUUACCCUCGCUGAGUCUCUGCGUGCUGCCAUCAACAUGGACACCAGAAUUGUCCUCUCCCAGGAUGUUCCUUCUGUCGACCUUCUCUUCAUGGUUGCCAAACUUGGCGCCUCCAACUUCCAGGCUACCAUGUUGAUUUGCGAGGCCUUUGAGGAGAUCGUUCGCGCCCUAUCCGAUACCGCUUCGUACACUGCGCUCUGCGCCAAGAUUCUGCCCACGCUUACUGCGGCCUUCAACACCGCCAACGUCACCCAGGACGAUCCUCUCGUCACCGUUGCCACCGAAUUGCUUACCGCGCUUGUCGAGCACGGCUCCGAGCCCCUGCCUGCUGGUUUCGUCGCCGCCACGCUUCCUAAGCUGAACCGUCUGUUGAUGGAAUCAAACGAGGGCGAGGUCCUCCGCCCCGGUGCCGAGUCCGUCAAGUACCUCCUGAUGCAUGACCACCACCAAGUCUUUGGCUGGCACGACGAGAACAACCGCUCGGGUCUGGAAGUCUGCCUCCAUAUCAUUGACCGCUUGUUGGGACCUUCUGUCGAGGACAACUCUGCUUCCGAGGUUGGUGGACUCGCAGCAGAGCUCGUCGAGAAGGCCGGACAGGAGCGUCUUGGCCCCUUUCUGCCUCAGCUGUUGCAAGCUGUUGCUACCAGAUUGGCGUCUGCUGAGGCAGCUCCUUUCAUCCAGUCUCUGAUCCUUGUCUUUGCUCGUCUGUCCCUCGUCGGCGCUAGUGAUGUAGUCGAAUUCCUCAGUCAGAUCCAGAUCCAUGGAAACACCGGUUUGCAGGUCGUUUUGAGCAAGUGGCUUGAGAACUCAGUCAGCUUUGCAGGCUACGAUGAGAUUCGUCAAAAUGUUAUUGCUUUGUCCAAGCUUUACUCUCUGAACGAUCCCCGUCUCGCCCAGACAAUGGUCAAAGGCGACCUCAUCGUGAACAGCAACAACGAUGGCAGAAUUAUGACGCGCUCACGCGCCAAAGCCACAGACCCUGACCAAUACACCGUCAUUCCUGCCUCCUUGAAGAUUCUCAAGGUCCUCAUCGAGGAGCUUCUUUCCGCGUCUGGAGCCAACGCCGCCGCAAAUGCCGCAGCAGUAGCCGCCGCAGCAGAGUUCGCCGAUGAGGAGAAUGAAGACGAUGGAUGGGAGGAUGAGCCCGAGACGCUCGACCUUAGCCUGGGCGGCACCAAGGCGGAUCUGAUGUCCUUCAUCGAAGGCUCGGGUGCCCGCCAACGCGACGACGAGACGCAGGCGUACCUGACCGAGUUCUUUAUGCGCGCGGCGCGCGAGAACGUGGCCAACUUCCAGGAAUGGUACGGCAUGCUCACCGAGGAGGAGCGAGGAAAGCUUAACGAGCUGGCUAGCGCUGCGGCCCAGUAG
This is a messenger RNA of Colletotrichum acutatum, 3578 nucleotides long. RefSeq names its product importin-beta domain-containing protein. The record is from RefSeq and is a predicted model, not a curated record. The coding region runs from base 477 to 3578 and encodes 1033 amino acids. Lineage: Eukaryota; Fungi; Ascomycota; Sordariomycetes; Glomerellales; Glomerellaceae. The transcript has 4 exons. Gene Ontology annotation, biological process: protein import into nucleus. Gene Ontology annotation, molecular function: small GTPase binding. Gene Ontology annotation, cellular component: nuclear envelope; cytosol.